AUGAUUGGCCCGACACGACUUUCUGCGGAUGACUAUUCUCGACAACUCCAUUCAAGCACCGUCAACCAAUGCGGCUCCAAGCAGCUGAACAAAGGCUACAAGCGUCCUGUUUGCUGCAAAGCAGGUUUCAAACCAUCCGGCAGCGCUCCAGGUUAUACUGGCAUGAACUGUAUCGAUGGGUUGGURGACGGCGGCUCAAGAUGGAGCUUCAAACCCAAGUAUGACUCGACCGUCAAAUCCAAGUACUCCGGCGUAUCCAAGCGAAGCAGUUCGACGAUUCAAAAGAGAGGUCCUCUGGCAUCGGCAGUGGAGAGUAUCCCAAUCGCAGACAACGAAGCCAUGAUUUUCGCCUUGAGCCCAGAACCCGAGUUUCCCGAACAUUUGGAAGGAUCUCCGUCGUCAGCUCUCGCUCCGGCCGAACUCAACCAUAUACUCUCCGAGAUGGAUGUGGCGACCUCUAGAAGAAGCGUGCGGAAACGUUCGAGCGGAAUAUACCCGGAUACCGAGCCUAGUGGCAGUGGUCACCAGACACAAGAUGCCGUGCUCAGAGAUCUCCUCGCCAGUAACAUCAUUCAACGAGCCUCGCGGGCGAAGGCCUUUGGCAGCGCGGGUGUCGUAACGAAGAGAUCCUUGGCCCGUGGACGGAGGGAGCCCAAGGAUAUGACGGCUAGCAGCACUUGA
This is a messenger RNA of Ramularia collo-cygni, 681 nucleotides long. RefSeq lists its product as uncharacterized. The coding region runs from base 1 to 681 and encodes 226 amino acids. NCBI's taxonomy places the organism in Eukaryota, Fungi, Ascomycota, Dothideomycetes, Mycosphaerellales, Mycosphaerellaceae. The transcript has 2 exons. The record is from RefSeq and is a predicted model, not a curated record.